Messenger RNA from Oryza sativa Japonica Group (Japanese rice), 1108 nucleotides. RefSeq lists its product as uncharacterized. The record is from RefSeq and is a predicted model, not a curated record. NCBI's taxonomy places the organism in Eukaryota, Viridiplantae, Streptophyta, Magnoliopsida, Poales, Poaceae.
CUUACCAAAUUCCAAAAUUUGGCAGUUCUACGAACUAUCUCUUAAAACUCUACCAAAUAUUGACAAACGCAACAAAUAAAACAAAGACAACGCUAUCAAAUUUUGAUAAUGCCACAAUGUGUCAAAAUUUGGUAUGGUUGAUUUGAGCAACAAAGUAAACAAGCCCUCAGUCUCUCUGCCAUCAUCGGAAUUCAAACAUGGGUUAAAACAUUAUGAAUUCGCGCUGAAUUUUUACCAAACUGCAAACCAUCAAACACUGGCAUUCCAUUUCCAUACACUCUUGUGACUUUAAAAUUCUCUCGACGAUAAACCGAUAGACACGUGAGUGGGCCCACUUGUCAGUGACAUAGUGUUAUCAUUCGUGUACCAAUUUGCUGUGCGCGCGUCGUGGUUUCAUCUCCCUCUUUUUCCAGUUUCCCUCCCAUUUCGUUCCCGCCAUAGUUUUCCCUCCACUACUCGCUUCCCCCCGCCUCCUUCCCCUAUAAUUAUCUCCGCCGCCGCCGCCGCCGGAUCCCUUCCUCGCUCCCUCCCAGCUAUCUCCGGCGAUGGAGCGACGCCGCCUCCACCGCGCCGCGCCGCGAGAGGAGGAGCGGAUGCACCGGUUCCUCCGCCCGGGGGCGCUCGCGCGGCUCAGGGACUCGAGGAUCGUCGCCCGCUGGCUCCGGUCGGCCGCGGCGGCGACGCGCCUCCUGCCGACGUCCCUCCCUCCGGCGCCGACGCCGCCGCAGGUGGUGGCCGAGCAGCAGCAGGGCGGCGCGCCGCACUUCGUCGUGCCGGCGAGGGGGCUCGGCGGCGCGGGGAGGUACCCGCUCAGGAGGAGGAUGUGCGCGGCCAGGAGCGUCGUGUUCCUGCCGCCGCCGGCCGCGGAUGCGUUCUUCGCCGCGUUCGCGGCGGCGCCGCCGCCGCCGGCGGAUCUUGUCAGCUAAUAAGGAUUUGGGCGUGUACUGCGAUUUGUGUAGAUGGUUCGCGUGUUCUUGGUUUUGGUUGAUACUAGUAAUCAGGAUUUCGAGUAGGAAAAAUAACAAGAUUUCGAUCUUUAUUGUGUUCUCGGCUGAAUUGCAGAUUGUGAAUUAUCCCAAUCCAAAUGACAAUUCUCAUAAUGAUUACA